This is a messenger RNA of Callorhinchus milii (elephant shark), 1542 nucleotides long. Its product is annotated as monocyte to macrophage differentiation factor 2. Gene Ontology annotation, molecular function: pore-forming activity. The transcript has 10 exons. The record is from RefSeq and is a predicted model, not a curated record. NCBI's taxonomy places the organism in Eukaryota, Metazoa, Chordata, Chondrichthyes, Chimaeriformes, Callorhinchidae. Gene Ontology annotation, cellular component: membrane. The coding region runs from base 739 to 1485 and encodes 248 amino acids.
CCACCCUGUAUUUGGACCCACGCAGAAAGGUUCUCCUGGUUGAUAUUGAAAUUAUGUUUAAUAAUUCUUUCACUUCAUUAUAGGUGUUGUGACUGUGAAUUUUGUGGAUGAACACCUGACCUACUGUAUAGCUAUCCUACAGAAGGGCCUAAACACUCUUAAAUCACCUUUUAGACCAACCGAAGAAUCAAGCCCUUUAAUGUACAGAGAUGACACUCAGUGAAAAAUUGUUGGUCAUCUCUGAAACUCUGGAGGCUGUUCAGCAGUGACUGUGGAGGCCAGUCAGUAGGGGGCAGCAGUAAGACUACAUGCUUCCUGGUGACUCCAGAGAGGAAUUCAAGCCUUCACAAGCUCCAGACCAUCCAGAACUCUGCAGCCCACAUCCCUCUAACUGUGUAAAUCAGGCCAGGUCUAUGACUUUACAGGAUUCGGCAUUGGAUUUCUGACUGUGUGAGUCAGCUUUGACCAAUCGGGCAUCAGGAAUGCCAGCGAUCAGAGGGAGAGCAGCCAAAGCCCCUCUUCACAGCAGAGAGUAGAAUAAUUGGACAAGGAAAAGAGCGCCUGAAGGGGAAAAAAAUGCAUUAAAAAAAUACCCGGCAUCGUAUACAGCAAUGUGGACACUGAAGCCAUCAAAUCCUGUCAGCAGAUUCCUGUAACAUUCCCUCCCUUGGAAAUUGAUGCAUUUUGCAAUCAUUCCUGACUUCUUCCAUUUGAAAUUUGACCAAGUUUGCCAGGUUUAUGAAUACUAGAGUGCCUGCCAAUCGAAGAUAUCAGCCAACAGAGUACGAGCACGCAGCUAACUGUGCCACCCACGCAUUGUGGAUCGUCCCCAGUAUUCUCGGUAGCUUCAUCCUCUGCUGCCUUUCGGACGAUCAGUGGGAGAUGAUCUCUGCCUGGAUCUACGGCUUUGGACUCUGUGGCCUUUUCAUUGUUUCCACUGUCUUUCACACCAUCUCCUGGAAGAAGAGACACUUACGAACGUCAAAGAAAAGUGGGCCACGAUUUGAGCAUAAGAAGACAAUGACGCCAACACACCCUCCACUCUGCCACCCCUCACCUGGGACUGAAUCAGCAUCCAUUAACCUGACAACCCGUUUUGGAAUAGCUAAGCUGAUGCUACGGGAGCUGGGACCCUGGACAUCCCACAUGCGAUGGAUCAUAUGGAUAAUGGCCUGUGUAGGGACCAUCUAUGUGUUUCUGUUUCAUGAAAGGUACAAAAUUGUGGAGUUGAUCUGUUACUCAGUUAUGUGUACCUUCCCAGCCCUAGUGGUUCUGUCAAUGACUAACACUGAGGGGCUGUUUGAAAUGCUCAUGGGUGGCCUCUUCUACUGCUUGGGGAUGGUUUUCUUCAAGAGCGAUGGACGCAUUCCCUUUGCCCACGCCAUUUGGCACCUUUUCGUAUCUAUUGGAGCUGGUGUCCAUUACUACGCCAUCUGGAAAUAUUUGUACCACCCAGCGAUGCUGGCAAUCAGGACUUCCAAAUGAUGGUGUCUUGGCUGUGACACACACACACAGACGCACACACACAGACGCACAUACACG